Cataglyphis hispanica is the source of this 3929-nucleotide messenger RNA. RefSeq names its product bumetanide-sensitive sodium-(potassium)-chloride cotransporter (gene Ncc69). The record is from RefSeq and is a predicted model, not a curated record. Gene Ontology annotation, biological process: sodium ion transmembrane transport; potassium ion homeostasis; sodium ion homeostasis. Gene Ontology annotation, molecular function: sodium:potassium:chloride symporter activity. NCBI's taxonomy places the organism in Eukaryota, Metazoa, Arthropoda, Insecta, Hymenoptera, Formicidae. Gene Ontology annotation, cellular component: membrane. The coding region runs from base 779 to 3916 and encodes 1045 amino acids. The transcript is spliced from 18 exons.
UAAAAAAAGGGAAGGAAUGAAACAAUUUCAAUUGCAAGGGGUGCAACAUAUAGAUGAUACAACACUGCGUUGCGUUGGUGCGUAUGCCGGUUGCCGGUCCACGCGCGCUCACAUUUCGAAGCGGGUCGAGCGUGUGCGAGACGCGUCGCGUAAGUAAAAGGGGAUUUGUGCAACGGUCGUCAGUCGUCAGUAGGAAUCGGGAUUUCGUGCGGUUUAGACGUGCUAUUCCGAAGCGUGCUUCAAUCUCGCAGUCAUAGUACGCGAUACCAGUAGCACGUGUUCGCGACGUUUGACGUACAAAGAUACACUCAACACGUGUCUAUCACUAGAGGAACAGAAAAAAUUCGUGAAAAAGAAUUUGUCAGUUCGUGUUUCUUAUCAUUUCGACGCGAUAAUGGUUCUAUUAAGAAGUUGGGUCUUUCAAGAUUCGUUGCCAGAAUAAAGUACAACACGUGCGACAGCGAGACAGAUCUAUGGUGCGAGAGGUUAUGGGAAAAUCAAGACUUUAAUCUCAUUUGGAUUUUUUACGCGCUUACAGGACGUGAGUUUAACGAACGAAAAGGUCGACAGUCAAAAGCACGUGAUCACGACCGGUGUUAUCGAGCAACCGCCUUGACGAAUCAAUAAAUUCCCGAAGAGGAAACCGCAGAGAAAUUAGAUUGCUGUUUGAACGGCAUUGUACGUACGAUCAUUCGAACCAUUGAAUCGCAGUGCAUUUUUCAAUCACAUCAGAAGGAAAGGAAGCAGUACAAAAACACGUUAAGAAGACGAAAUUAAUAUGGCACACGAAAACGGAAUAAAUGGUGGUGAUACCGAUUCGGAGACAAUGGAGCUAAAUCCUAUGAGGAGAACCAGAUUUCACGUGAAUCGGGUCGAUAGUCUCGAAGGUCGGGCCAGUCUCCUUGGCGAGCAAGAGACCAAGAAAUCCCUCAGGCACAUGACCAGGGAGGCCUUGCCCAGACUAGACAAUUACAGGAACAUCAUGAGCAUCCAGGCGGCUCACAGGCCUUCGUUGGACGAGUUGCACAAUCCCACUCUUCUCAACAAGGGCCCAGGAUCGCACACAUUAACUGUUCCGCAAAUAAAAUCCGCGACCGGAGUGAAAUUUGGAUGGAUUCAAGGAGUGCUUAUGCGAUGUCUUCUCAACAUCUGGGGAGUAAUGCUUUUCCUGCGACUCUCCUGGGUCAUAGCGCAGACCGGAAUAGGUCAAGGUAUUUUAUUGAUUCUCACGACGACAGUAGUCACGACAAUCACAUCCUUGUCGAUGUCAGCAAUCAGCACGAACGGUCUCAUCAAAGGAGGUGGAACAUACUACAUGAUUUCCAGAUCAUUAGGACCCGAAUUUGGAGGCUCCAUAGGUCUCAUAUUUUCUUUGGCGAAUGCUGUCGCUUGUUCCAUGUAUGUGGUCGGAUUUUGUGAGAGUUUAGUGGAUUGUCUUGAUUCCUACGGCCUCUGUAUAGUUGACUGUGCAACCACAGAUAUUAGGAUUAUAGGCUGUAUAACAAUAGUUAUACUUCUAAUAAUCGUGAUAAUCGGUUUGGAAUGGGAAGCAAAGGCACAAGUAUUCUUGCUAGUAAUCCUCCUUUUGGCUAUCGGUGAUUUUAUGAUCGGCACGUUCGUCGGUCCCAAAAGCGAAGAAGAAAGAGCUAAAGGAUUCAUCGGAUAUAACGCCGAACUAUUUAAGGAGAAUUUAUAUCCGGAUUAUAGAGACAACGAAGGCGUGAAACAUAAUUUUUUUUCAGUCUUAGCCAUUUUCUUCCCAGCAGCAACAGGUAUCCUGGCAGGUGCAAAUAUAUCUGGUGACUUAAAGGAUCCGCAAACGGCGAUACCAAAAGGCACUCUACUAGCGAUCAUAUUGACAUCGCUAUCAUACUUAAUGAUGGCGAUCAUGGUUGGGAGUACCGUUAUGCGAGAUGCAUCCGGCAAUGUUACUGAUUUAUGGUCGACGUAUAAUUCUUUUUCGGCGCUGUCAAUACUCGGCGCAAACAAUAGCACUGCGAUCGAAAAUACUACAAUUGAGUAUGUUAAUCGCACUUGGAGUAAAUACCAAACGGCUUUUAACUGUACAGGAGGAUGCAGUUACGGCACUCAUAACAGUUUCGAGGUGAUUCAACUAGUUUCCGUUUUCGGCCCUAUCAUCUAUGCCGGUUGCUUCGCGGCUACAAUUUCAAGUGCCUUAGCAUCGCUAGUCUCAGCACCGAAAGUAUUCCAAGCGCUUUGUCUGGAUAAGCUGUAUCCGGGAAUUGCGUGGUUUAGUGGAGAAAAAGACAAAGAACCGAUUCGCGGUUAUUUACUCACUUUUAUCAUUGCUGUCGGUUUCAUCUUGAUCGGUGAAUUGAACAUGAUUGCGCCGCUUAUCUCAAACUUCUUUUUGGCUGCUUAUACUCUCAUUAAUUUCAGUACUUUUCACGCUUCUCUUGCUAAGCCGAUCGGAUGGCGGCCAACUUUCAAGUAUUACAACAUGUGGCUUAGUCUUGCUGGCGCUAUUCUUUGCGUUUCUGUGAUGUUCCUGAUCUCAUGGUGGACGGCUUUAAUAACAUUAUGUGUAGUUUUAGCACUAUAUUUAAUAGUUUCAUAUAGAAAGCCUGAUGUAAAUUGGGGCUCAACCACACAAGCCCAGACUUACAACAAUGCGUUGACCGCUGUGCAACAAUUGGAUCGAGUGGAGGAACAUGUGAAAAAUUAUAGACCACAACUCUUGGUUCUCACUGGCGCGCCAAACAUGAGAGCUUCGCUCGUCGAUUUCGCUCAUCAUAUCACUAAACAUCAGAGUUUAUUUAUUUGUGGCCAUAUUGUCGAGACACCCAUAUCAUACAAGACACGCAACAGUAUGGUGCAGAAUUGUUCUUCCUGGCUCAGAGCGAACAAAAUCAAGGCGUUUUAUUCUUUAGUGGAUGGCGCGAGUUUCCAAGAUGGUGCUACCUCGCUUCUGCAAGCUGCCGGACUCGGGAAAAUGAGGCCUAAUAUUUUGCUAAUGGGCUAUAAGCAAGAUUGGGCCACCUGUUCUCAAGAUAAAUUGAAUAUGUAUUUCAACAUUAUGCAUAAAGCUCUGGAUAUGCACAUAGCAGUAGCGCUUCUUCGGCUUCAGGAAGGUUUAGAUUGUAGCGUGGUCGGAGAUAUCGAGGAGCAAAAGAGACUCACAUUGCCUACAUCGAUACCAGGCAAUCAAAGUUUCUCACAGCUUAGCCAAGCUAGUAGUGUAUCUGAUAUAUCAAUUCCUGGUAGUCCUACGCCAAGACGUUCAAAAACGAUUAACGAAUAUCCCAAUCCGUCCUCCGAGGAGCAGCGCGAAAAUCGAUCAAAUAUAAUGCCAAUCACGAAUAUACUUAAUGUAGUAACGAAGUUCCAACGGAAGCAUAAGAAGGGUACUAUCGACGUGUGGUGGCUAUACGAUGACGGUGGCUUGACGCUUCUCUUGCCCUACAUUAUUAGCACGAGGCGUAAUUGGUCUAAUAGUAAAUUAAGGGUAUUUGCGCUUGCCAAUAAAAAUUCUGAAUUGGAAUAUGAGCAAAGAAACAUGGCGAGUCUCCUAUCAAAAUUUCGGAUAGACUAUUCCGCAUUGAAGGUCAUACCAGAUAUUUCAAAACCUGCACAAACCAGUACAAAAACAUUCUUCGAUUCAUUAAUAGCUAGCUUUCAAGAAUCAACUGAUUCGAAAAAUUCGGAUGACGAUGUUAUUAAAGAUUCGGAACUUAUGGCAAUGAAAGAAAAAACUAAUAGACAUCUACGUUUGCGUGAAUUAUUAUUUGAAAAUUCCAUGGAAGCAAACUUAGUCGUUAUGACACUUCCAAUGCCUAGGAAAGGUGCUGUAUCAGCGCCUCUUUACAUGGCAUGGCUAGAGACACUGACGCGUGAUAUGCCACCAUUCUUAUUAGUACGGGGUAACCACACAUCAGUUUUAACAUUUUACUCAUAAUAAUUGACGAAAG